Messenger RNA from Mollisia scopiformis, 896 nucleotides. RefSeq lists its product as uncharacterized. The transcript has 2 exons. Bases 383 to 727 code for a protein of 114 amino acids. The record is from RefSeq and is a predicted model, not a curated record. Lineage: Eukaryota; Fungi; Ascomycota; Leotiomycetes; Helotiales; Mollisiaceae.
GGAACUGACAAGCAAAUAAUCCGGCCACUUCUUUGGACAUUUCGCACCUUCAAAAAUUCUGAUCUCUUCAAACACAACCUCGAAUAACCACAAAUUCAGACUCCGCUGCGUCAAUAUCUACCCAUCGCAGCAUCCAUCACGAUGAGCACUACCUCAAUCCAACUUCCUCGACGCGUCCGCAAGCUCCUGUCUUUAGACGGUGGCGGAGUCCGUGAUGUCUCCUCAAUCAUGAUCCUCGACGCCCUCAUGUCCCACAUAAUUGACGGCCGCUCUGUCGAGCGAGACCCGUGGCAGGAAUUCGAGCUCAUCGGAGGCACUAGUACAGGAGGAUUGCUAGCAAUUAUGCUAGGACCAUUGCGCAUGAGCACUGCAGCUUGCGAAGAUGCAUAUGCUCAGCUAUCAACUGAGAUAUUCACCUCACUCGGAGCAAGGCGAAUGUUGUGGAUACUCUGUGGACUUGUUGAAGGCGAAUGGCAAAUUUGAUGAAAAGCCUCUUGAUGCCAAUGUCGAGGCUAGCAUUGUCGCUGCUAAAGAAGGAGAGGAAGCGCUUCUGAAGGACUCCCGCAGUGAUGCUUGCAAGAUUUUUGUCUGUGCGACAAAGGUCUUCGACAACAGUCCCAUUGUAUUUCGAUCAUACAACAACGCAAAAGCCUCUGGGAGUGUUUCUGGUAUCAAUAUAUGGUUGCCAAUCGUCAGCACGCCAUCUCUGAUACUGAGACAUUCUUGAAGUCUCCUGCAUCGGCAGCAUUACGUUUCAGAAUGUUAUUAAUAUUGGAUAUGCAGCUCCAGGUGCUUCAAUUGAUGAGCACUAUAUCGGGACAUUUCUGCAACCCCUACGAAUUAAAGUAGGCAACCAAGUCUUGGCAGGAAUUCAUGAUGAGGAUGACUAAGGCCAA